Trichomonas vaginalis G3 is the source of this 1107-nucleotide messenger RNA. RefSeq names its product RNA polymerase II transcription regulator recruiting protein. Gene Ontology annotation, cellular component: nucleus. Gene Ontology annotation, biological process: regulation of DNA-templated transcription. The coding region runs from base 1 to 1107 and encodes 368 amino acids. Gene Ontology annotation, molecular function: DNA-binding transcription factor activity, RNA polymerase II-specific; RNA polymerase II cis-regulatory region sequence-specific DNA binding. The transcript has a single exon. Lineage: Eukaryota; Parabasalia; Trichomonadida; Trichomonadidae. The record is from RefSeq and is a predicted model, not a curated record.
AUGGGUAGGAAAUGGGAUGAUGCUGAAGACAAUUUAUUAAGGAAACUCGUAGCUCAGCAUGGUAAGCAAUGGAGUUUGAUUGCUUCUAAAAUUCCCAAUAGAACAGCAUCUCAGGUUUCUUCCCGUUGGGAAAAAUGUAUUGAUCCUGCUUUAACCAAAGGACCAUUCAGUCCAGAAGAGGAUGCAGCGAUCAUAGAAUAUGUUAAUAAAAACGGUCCCACAAGCUGGCCUAGAUUGGCAGAAAUAUUGCAUCAACGUUCUCCAAAACAGUGCAGAGAGAGAUGGUUUAAUCAUCUUGAUCCCAGCCUUUCCAAAGAAUCAUGGACGAAUGAUGAAGAUAUCAUAAUUUUUGAGCACUAUCAAGUUUUGGGACCGAAAUGGUCUGCAAUUGCAAAAUAUCUACGCCAUCGAUCUGACAACUCAAUCAAGAAUCGUUGGAACUCAUCCAUUUCAAAGCGAAUAAAGGUGGAUGCAAACGGAAGAAAAAUACUUGUUGGAGAGCCAUCGAAGAAAAAUCAUAAAGUAAAGAAUCGCCACAAACCAGCUCUCCAGCCCCUCCCCAUCCCUCCCGGCCCUACCGCUAACAGAUUAAACAUCGAAGUUACCCAAAACGGCGCUCGUCAGCAAGAUCAAUAUUUACAGAUGCCACCGAUGAUUAAUUAUCCUGGAUAUCCGCCUGGCCUCCAGCCAAUGCCAAUUCCACAGCAGGCUCAGUCAAUGCUUCAAAUUCCACAGUUUAUCAGCCAGCCUCAAAUUCCAAAGCAACUCGGAACACCAUUGCAAGCACAGAUGCCUCAACCAAUACAACAAUUACAACAGAUACAAAUGCAGCAGCAACAGAUGAGUAAAACUCUUGGACAACUUACCCCUCAGAUUCCAGUACAGAAUCAAUUGGCUUCACAAAUAGGCCAACCAACACCUACAAUACCAGCCCAAAUUGCUCAAACUCCAGUUGGAGAAGCUACAAUCCCAUAUCCGUUAUUCGCCACCACUGGAACACCAAUUCCCGAUCUUUUCUCUCCAACAUCUCCAUUCGGUAUUGGUGGGCCAUUCGCGAUGCAGUCCCCUGCUGUUACAAAACCAAGCGAGGCAAAUGUUUUCAAAUAA